Molecule: messenger RNA, 4352 nt
Organism: Sphaeramia orbicularis (orbiculate cardinalfish)
Lineage: Eukaryota; Metazoa; Chordata; Actinopteri; Kurtiformes; Apogonidae
Product: protein ELFN1-like
Exons: 7
Coding region: 603-3353 (916 amino acids)
Cellular component (GO): plasma membrane
Molecular function (GO): protein binding
Source: RefSeq, a predicted model, not a curated record
CUUUAGUCUUUGCAUCGUGAGCUCCAGAAGAACCUCACCGAUCCAGCAGCAAAGUGAUGUGAAAAAGAAUAAAGGUGCCAACUCUGAAGGCUCAGCUGGUUCAGAAAGGUCCUCCAUCUGCAAAGGUGGUGCUAAAGUCUUGGCAACACACUGAUAACUUGGACUGUCAAUGACUUAUCGUACAGGCCCGAUCUCAACACAAGUACAAAGCAGCGAGCGAUGAGGAAGAAAGAAAAGAAGUGUUUGUCCAAUCAGAGAUGCAGAUGGCCGCUGAAGACAUGAGCACCAGCCAAUCUGGCGCCGGGAUGAUUUUUGCUCGCCAGCUUCUACACAACAAAUCAAAUGUGACCCACAAUUAAACAAUUAUUACAGUUUACCUAGACAAACAUACUGCCAAUGAAGAGAUACAACUCCUUUAUAAGCUCGUUUGUACUUCUGAUCUGAUCCGAAGUCUGACUCUAAACUACGCUAAGGAGAAGCUAAACCGUUCAACAUGCUGUGACCACACCUCAACGAAAGCAUACGCAAACCCUCAAGUCAUUGCAAAAACAAACCCUUACUCGCAACUGAGAUUGGAAUUGGUCCGUUUGAGUCAAUGUUAGAUGGUAGGCGUCUCUGGUCGGCUUUCUCCAAUGGAUAUUUUGACACCAUCCCAAAUGGCCCAGAGGACAGGAGCGAGACGACAGACACAUAAAGUAACAGGAGGUUCUUCUUCAUCGGCGGUCCUGUCCACAGCCAGCUCCUUCCUCUGCUGGCUCGCCCUGCUGUCAAUAAUCCGGUUGCCAAUGGUAACAGCUGACUGCUGGCUCAUUGAAGGGGAGAAAGGCUUUGUGUGGCUGGCCAUCUGCAGCAUGAACCAGCCGCCUUAUGAGGCCAUCCCCGCCCACAUUAACAGCACUAUUGUCGAUCUGAGGCUGAAUGAGAACAAGAUCCGGUCGGUUCAUUACUCUUCGCUCAGCCGCUUUGGUAACCUCACCUAUCUAAACCUCACCAAGAAUGAUAUCAGCUACGUGGAAGAUGGGGCAUUUUCAGCACAAUUUAACCUGCAGGUUCUCCAGAUGGGUUUUAACAAAUUGAGGAACCUGACAGAGGGGAUGCUGCGUGGCCUCGGCAAGCUGCAGUAUCUCUACCUGCAAGCCAACCUCAUCGAGACUGUUACACCAAACACCUUCUGGGAAUGCCCCAACAUCGAGAAUAUAGACCUCUCCAUGAACCGGAUCCAGGUUCUGGAUGGCAGUUUAUUCUCGGGGCUCACUAAACUCACCACCUGUGAACUUUACACCAACCCCUUCAACUGCUCCUGUGAGCUUUUGGGUUUCCUGCGGUGGCUCUCAUCCUUCCCUAACAGGACCAGUGAGAGGAUGGUGUGCGACUCCCCGAAAGGAUUCUCUGGAUACAACCUCCUGAACCAGAACCCACACAUGCCUAACCAAGGCAACGCCCUGUACAUGCUCAGUACGGUGUGUACAGACGAAGGCAGCAGCGUGACGCCCUACAUCCUCAUCGGUUUGGGCGACUCCACCACCCUGCCUCCGGACUUCGCCUCUCCCUGCGGAUUGGACGACUGUUCUUCCGGGACUCCUCCUGAUGACAUCAUCAACCCGGGUCCCAUCCUCUCUGACAGUGAUCCAAUUAUGACAAUAAAACAGGUGAUGCACUCGAGCGCUGUGAUAACGGUUCAGAUCCCUCAUCCGUACAGGAAAAUGUACAUCCUGGUGCUUUACAAAAACAGCUUCUUCACCGACAUCCAGACUCUGAAAAAAGAGAGAGAAGAUAUUGAGCUGAAGCAUCUGAAACCCAACACAGACUACACAUACUGUGUGGCUUCGAUAAGAAACUCCCUGCGCUUCAACCACACCUGUCUGACCAUCUUCACAGGAAGAAGAGUGGAACCAAGGAUGGCCAACCAGUCGUCAGCCACACACUACAUCAUGACGAUUCUGGGCUGCUUGUUUGGCUUGCUGCUCUUCCUCGGCCUCGUCGUUCACUGCCUAAGAAGGAAAAGGAUCAUGGAAGAAAAAGAGCGAAAGAUGAGUCGGAUCCAGAGGACUUUGAUAGAGCUGAAGUACGGAGGGGAGGAGAGUAUAGAGGGAGGCAGUGGAGGAUCCCAGAAGCUUGCCUCUGGGGACAGUCUGUCCAGAAUGCCCUACCUACCUCAGGGUAGUGAGAUAGAUCCAUACAAGCUGCAGGAGGUGAUAGAAACACCGGUGCACAAGCCUGCGAAGCUCAAUUACAUGGAGGUCAGAGGAUCUGGUGUGGAAAGGGAGAGAGAAAGAGAUCGAGAGAGGGAAAGGGAAAGAGAAAGAGAAAGGGAGAGGGAAAGAGAAAGAGAGAGGGAGAUGUCGCCUCAGGCUAACCCACAGGGCUCCGUCGCAGAGAUCUCUACCAUCGCUAAAGAAGUUGAUAAAGUUAACCAGAUUAUCAACAACUGCAUAGAUGCUCUGAAAUCAGAGUCCACCUCCUUCCAACAGGGGAUCAAGUCUCCGUCCUCUGCAGGUGGAGGGGCCGUGUCGACUGCAGAGCCACAGCUGGUGCUUCUGUCUGAACAGGGCGGAGAGAGGGGAGACAGAGGAGGGGAGUUCCUGUCGCCGGUGUACAAGGGAGGAAGAGGAGGCCGAGAGGAGAGGGGGAGGAGCUACCACCACUCACUGCAGCGACACCACAGCAUGGAGGCUCCCCCAACCUCCAAACGACCCAGCACCUCCUCCUCUCCCGGCUCGGCCCGCAGCCCGCGCUCCUUCCGCUCCGAGGGAGGCUACCACUCCUCAGAGACCCGCUACAUUGAGAGGACCUCGCCCGGAGAGAGAGGGGAGAGGGGGGGCGGAGGAGGGGAGGCCAUCCGCACCACCACUCCUGCGGCCGCCAUCUUAAGAGCCGAAGCCCAGAGAAUCCGCCAGUACAACGAACACCGCCACUCCUACCCCGGCUCCCAGCAGCACCUCCAGGACCUGCAGCACCACCCCCAGAUCCUGCAGGAACUCCACCACCACCCAGGAGGCAGGAAGCCGUCCGUGUUAGAUCCCCUCACUCUGAGCAGGCAGGCCAAGCAGCGGGAACUGGCUUACUCCCAGCUCUCGCCACAUUACCCACUGUCGCCUCAGUACCACAACCUCAGCUACUGCUCCAGCCCAGAGGAAGACGAAGAGGAGGAAGGGCUCCUGUGCACCCCGACUCUGGGGCUAUGGGAGAGGUUCAAACUGCACCGCAAAAGGCACCGGCAGGCGUCCAUGGAGGAUGAGGGAUAUGUGGCGGCAGGGCACGCGUUGAGGCGAAAGGUCCAGUUUGCCAAGGAUGAGGAUCUUCAUGACAUACUGGACUACUGGAAAGGGGUCUCAGCACAGCAGAAGGCCUGAAGACCCUAACCAGUAUGAAGAUGGAGAAUAACAACACUGCACCCAUAACAUAUUGAUACAAAUACACAGUGCAUAAAAAGACCUGUAAAUACAAACACACACAGAUUACAGGAUAACACACACAUCUACACACAUACACACACACAUAUAUAUACUGGCUCACAUUUUACACAUACUAAGCUUUUGCGUCUGAGAAUACAAAGGAGGACCAAACUAAUAUAUUAUAUUGAACAAUUAAAAUCAUAACUUCUAGAGAGACUGAGGUACUUUUUGUAAUGUAUUGAAAAUUAUAGCUCAGAAUUAUGUAGCUAUUUGUACUAAGUUUUGACUGACGAAAAAAGAAGAAUCAAUAUAACGAACCUUAAAUGUUGCCGGGCGACCCAUCCUGAACAGCCUGGCUACGCUUCUAAUUGGCCUUGAGACUGACAUUCAUCAGAGCUGACCACAGCAGAUUAACCUCAUUACAGCAGUGGACUGAGCAAGAUUUCUCUUUUCAGAAGGUAAUUUUUGCAUCGCGCCCUGCGAUACAGCUACAAGGGCAGACAGUUUAGAAGAUUUGCUGUGAUUCGAGACUUAAAACAAAGUCAAAAUGACACAUUCUGGAUGGGUCACCAGGCAAAAGUAAUGUAUGGAGCUAAUUUCCUAACAAAAUAUAAUAAACAAAACAUGUUUUGCAAAGGCCUACAAUUCACUAACAACCACAGUGUGGUUUACAAGUGCAAAACUUUAACCAACUACAAAACAUACAAAUAAAACAAACGUAUUUCAAACACAUCACAUUUCAGAAACGACUACAUAUGAGUACAAAGAAAAUAAUGUGACUUUUGGCCCAAUCUUUCCACUGUGUUUGUGCAGAUAAUUUUCUCAAACAUAUCCACAGUAACUCACCUUCCACACAGUAGGUGGCGCUAUGAGUCAACCUAAGUAUGUCAGUGAGAGGGCAGCUGUGUUUAGCUCAACGGCCAAUAGGCAGUGAGUUAAUGUGAAGGUGCUGUGUCC